GAAGCCGGGGUGUGUCCUUACAACCAGGGCCUUCUACUGUUUUCCUACUAUGCUCUGGGCAGCCCAGGUAUUAUUGGCUGUCUCGGGCCUCCCGUUUCCUGCACCAGAAGCUGGAGGUCAUAGUGCUGCCUGCCUUGAGACACUGCAGCAUGAAAGACCUGUCGGUGCCCAGGACAGUGGCUGCCACACCGAGGACAUCUUGACUGACCCACAGGAAAUGGACUUCCAGGGCAAGGGCUACACCUUCAGCGAGCCAUUCCAUCUGAUUGUGUCCUACGACUGGCUGAUCCUCCGUGGGCCGGCCCAACCUGUGUUUGAAGGGGACCCGCUGAUUCUACACUGCCAGGCCUGGCAAGACUGGCCACUGGCCCAGGUCACCUUCUUCCGAGAUGGUUCAGCCUUGGGUCCCCCUGGACCUCACAUGGAGUUCUCCAUCGCCGUGGCACAAGAGGAAGACAGCGGGCACUACCACUGCAGUGGUGUCUUCAAAAGCCCUGGUUCUGGAAGUCCAGAAACGGCCUCUUCUGUGGCUAUCACCAUCCAAGAAUUGUUUCCGGCCCCAGUUCUCAGAGCCACACCUUCAGCAGAGCCCACAGAAGGGGGCCCGGUGACCCUGAGCUGUCAGACAAAGCUGUCCCCACAGAGGUCAGCUGCCCGCCUCCUCUUCUCCUUCUACAAAGAUGGCAAGAUGGUGCGUGGUGGUGACCUCUCCCCAGAAUUCCAAAUCCCCAAGGCAUCCAGGGCUCACUCAGGGUCCUACUGGUGUGAGGCAGCCACUGAGGAUAGCCACGUGUGGAAACACAGUCCCGUGCUGGAGCUCAGGGUGCAGGGUCCUUCCAACCCUGCUGCACCCUCCAGCUUGAAUCCAGCUCCCCAGAAAUCAGCUGCUCCAGAAACCACUCCUACAGAGCCCCCCAGCUCUCUGCCUCCACCACCUGUCUCUUCCUCUGAGGACCCAGGCUUCUCCUCUCCCCUCCGAGUGCCAGACCCCCACCUGCACCACCAGAUGGGUGUUCUUGUCAAACAAAUGCAGGAUGUGAGAGUUCUCCUGGGCUACCUGGUGAUGGAACUAAGGGCUCUAUCCCAUCGCCUCAAGUUGGAGACCCCAGAGAGUCCUGCCAAGGACAUGUAA
Messenger RNA from Condylura cristata (star-nosed mole), 1132 nucleotides. It is a transcript of the gene FCRLA, whose product is annotated as Fc receptor-like A. Lineage: Eukaryota; Metazoa; Chordata; Mammalia; Eulipotyphla; Talpidae. The record is from RefSeq and is a predicted model, not a curated record. The coding region runs from base 50 to 1132 and encodes 360 amino acids. Gene Ontology annotation, biological process: cell surface receptor signaling pathway. Gene Ontology annotation, molecular function: transmembrane signaling receptor activity. The transcript has 6 exons.